UUUGGAGUCGAUCCUUCUAGCGGCCUGGCAGUGCUUUCGUUGCUUUUUCGGACUCUCGGGACUCCUCGUUUUGUCUCUUUCCCCUGCCCGGGGCUUUUCGAUUCUGGCGUAGAGGCCGGCGGCUUCCGCUUCACGUUCGUCUCCCUGGUUCCCUUCGCUGGCCGAGGACCGGUUCCCGGGAGCCGCGCGUGCGCUUUCUCCUUCCCUUCUCCGUCCUCCCGGGCCGGGCGCGGGGACGCCGCGCAGCCGGGACAGCGGGGCCUCUGGGCCGCACUGGAGGCGGGAGUCUGGGGAGGAGGUAAUACAAAAUGUCAAAGAUAAGGAGGAAAGUCACAGUUGAAAACACCAAGACCAUAUCUGACAGCACAUCCAGAAGACCCAGUGUAUUCGAGAGGCUUGGCCCAAGCACUGGUAGUACAGCAGAGACACAGUGCCGGAACUGGCUGAAGACUGGCAACUGCCUCUAUGGAAACACAUGUAGGUUUGUACAUGGCCCUUCACCGCGUGGAAAAGGUUAUAGCAGCAACUAUAGAAGGUCACCAGAAAGACCUACAGGGGAUCUCAGAGAAAGAAUGAAAAAUAAGCGCCAAGAUGUGGACACUGAGUCCCAGAAACGAAAUACAGAGGAGUCAUCUUCACCUGUUAGGAAAGAAUCUUCAAGAGGGAGACAUAGAGACAAAGAAGACAUAAAAAUCACUAAAGAACGAACCCCAGAAAGUGAAGAAGAAAAUGUAGAAUGGGAAACAAAUAGAGAUGAUUCUGACAAUGGAGAUAUUAAUUAUGAUUAUGUUCAUGAGUUAUCAUUGGAAAUGAAGCGGCAGAAGAUACAGAGGGAGUUAAUGAAGCUGGAACAAGAAAAUAUGGAGAAGAGAGAAGAAAUUAUCAUUAAAAAGGAGGUUUCACCAGAAGUAGUUAGAUCAAAAUUGUCUCCAUCACCUUUAAGAAAGUCUAGCAAAUCUCCAAAGCGGAAAUCAAGCCCCAAAUCUUCUUCAGCUGCCAAGAAAGACAAGAAGACUUCUGCAGUAUCUUCUCCCUUGCUGGACCAGCAGAGGAAUUCAAAAGGCAACCAAAGUAAAAAGAAAGGGCCACGUACACCCAGUCCUCCUCCUCCUAUACUAGAAGAUAUUGCUCUGGGGAAAAAAUAUAAAGAAAAGUAUAAAGUGAAAGAUAGGAUUGAAGAAAAACCAAGAGAUGGGAAGGACAGAGGACGAGAUUUUGAAAGGCAAAGAGAAAAAAGAGAGAAGCCAAGAUCCACUUCCCCAGCUGGACAACAUCAUUCUCCUAUAUCUUCUAGACAUCACUCAUCAUCCUCCCAAUCGGGAUCAUCUAUUCAAAGACAUUCUCCUUCUCCUCGGCACAAAAGAACUCCUUCACCAUCUUAUCAGCGGACUUUAACUCCAUCUUUACGACGUUCUGCUUCCCCUUAUCCUUCACAUUGUUUGUCUUCUCCUCAGAGAAAGCAGAGUCCUCCAAGGCAUCGCUCCCCAAUGCGAGAGAAGGGGAGGCAUGAUCAUGACAGAACUUCACAGUCUCAUGAUCGACGGCAUGAAAGGCGGGAAGAGACUAGAAGCAAAAGAGACAGAGAAAAGGACACAAGAGAAGAACGAGAGUAUGAACAGGACCAGAGCUCUUCUAGAGAUCACAGAGAAGACAGAGAGCCUCGAGAUGGCCGGGAUCGAAGAGAUACUAGAGAUCGCAGGGAGCUAAGAGACUCCAGAGACAUCCGAGACUCUAGGGAGAUGAGGGACUAUAGUAGAGAAACCAAGGAAAGCCGAGACCCCAGAGAUUCAAGGUCUACCCGGGACUCUCAUGACUAUAGGGACCGUGAAGGUCGAGAUACUCAUCGGAAGGAAGACACAUACCAGGAUGAAUCCCGGAGUUAUGGCAGAAAUCACUUAAGAGAAGAAAGUUCUCGUACUGAAAUAAGGAAUGACUCCAGAAAUGAGUCUCGGAGUGAAAUUAGGAAUGACCGCAUGGGUAGAAGUAGGGGGAGAGGUCCAGAGAUACCUGAAAAGGGAAGUCGAGGCACAAGAGGUUCUCAAAUUGAUAGUCACAGUAGUAGUAGCAACUAUCAUGACAGCUGGGAAACUCGAAGUAGCUAUCCUGAAAGAGACAGAUACCCAGAAAGAGACAACAGAGAUUCUUCCUUUGAGAGAAGACAUGGAGAGAGAGACCGUCGGGACAACAGAGAAAGAGCUCCUAUGUUCUACACCUCCUGCUGCCCCUAUCCUUUGCCACCAGUGUUCUCAGGUCCUGCUGGGGGGACAGAGAAGAUCAGAGAUCAAAGACCAAGCUCACCAAUACGCCAUCAGGGGAGAAAUGACGAGCUUGAGCGUGAUGAAAGAAGAGAGGAACGAAGAGUAGACAGAGUGGACGAUAGAAGAGACGACAGGGCUAGGGACAGAGAUAGGGAGAGAGAGCGGGACAGAGAGCGGGAAAGAGAGAGGGAGCGUGAACGGGAUCGGGAAAGAGAAAAGGAAAGAGAGCUAGAAAGGGAGCGGGCCAGAGAACGGGAGAGAGAAAGAGAAAGGGAAAAAGAGCGAGACCGUGAACGAGAGAGGGAUCGUGACCAUGAUCGAGAGAGAGAAAGAGAGAGGGAACGAGAUAGGGAAAAAGAAAGGGAGCGAGAGAGAGAAGAAAGAGAGAGGGAGAGAGAGCGAGAACGGGAGAGAGAGAGAGAACGAGAGCGGGAACGAGAAAGAGCGAGAGAAAGGGAUAAGGAACGAGAACGUCAAAGGGAAUGGGAAGACAAAGACAAGGGACGGGAUGACCGCAGGGAUAAGCGAGAAGAUAUCCGAGAAGAUAGGAAUCCCAGAGAUGGACAUGAUGAGAGAAAAUCAAAGAAGCGCUAUAGAAAUGAAGGAAGUGCCAGCCCUCGGCAGUCACCUAAGCGCAGGCGUGAACAUUCUCCUGACAGCGACACCUACAACAGUGGAGAUGACAAAAAUGAAAAGCACAGACUCUUGAGCCAGGUUGUACGACCUCAAGAAUCUCGUUCUCUCAGCCCAUCACACCUCACAGAAGAUAGGCAGGGUAGAUGGAAAGAAGAGGACCGUAAGCCAGAAAGAAAGGAGAGUUCGAGGCGCUAUGAUGAGCAAGAAUUGAAAGAGAAAAUUUCUUCUGUAGAUAGACAGAGAGAACAGACAGAAGUCAUGGAGAACUCAAGAGCACGUGCCCAGGACCUGGUAGGCCACCACCAGUCUGAAGAUCGUGAGCUAUCUGAUCGAGCCCAUGAUGAAAGUAAGAAAAAAGCAAAACUUCAGAAGAAACCUAUUAAGAAAAAGAAAGAGGAUGAUGUUGGAAUAGAGAGGGGUAGUAUUGAGACAACAUCUGAAGAUGGUCAAGUCUUCUCACCUAAAAAAGGACAGAAGAAGAAAAAUAUUGAGAAAAAACGCAAAAGAUCCAAAGGUGAUUCUGAUAUUUCGGAUGAAGAAGCCACCCAGCAAAGUAAGAAGAAAAGAGGUCCACGGACUCCCCCUAUGACAAACAAAGAGGACCUGGUUGAAAUUUCUAGUGAUAAGGAUGGCCUGCUAGAGGACCCUCUGAAGAAGGAGGAUACUGCCUUUAGUGACUGGUCUGAUGAGGAUGUGCCAGACCGGACAGAAGUGAUGGAAUCAGAACAUGCAGUCACCACUACCACUGCAGCUAGUAUCCCUUCCCCUCUGUCUUCCCUUCUCCCUCCUCCACCUCCUGUGGCCACUGCCACUGCUGCAGCUGCGGUGCUUACCUCUACCACUGUUACUGCUGCCACCUCUGCCACCUCCACGCCCACCUCUGCCACCCCCUCCACCGUCAAUACUACUUUUGCCAGUGAAGACUCACAUAGAAAGUGCCACAGAACACGUGUGGAAAAAGUAGAGGCCCCUCAUGUGACUAUAGAGGACACACCACACCGCAAACUGGUAGACCAAAAGAGGAGCAGCAGCCUGGGGAGCAACCGGAGUAACCGGAGUCACACCUCUGGCCGUCUGCGCUCCCCAUCAAAUGAUUCUGCCCAUCGAAGUGGGGACGACCAAGGUAGUAGAAAGAGAGUGCUGCAUAGUGGCUCAAGAGAUAGAGAAAAAACAAAGAGCCUGGAAGUCACGGGGGAGAGAAAAUCUAGGAUUGAUCAGUUGAAACGUGGAGAACCUAGUCGAAGUACUUCUUCAGAUCGUCAAGAUUCAAGAAGCCAUAGUUCAAGAAGAAGUUCUCCUGAGUCAGAUCGGCAAGUCCAUUCAAGAUCUGGGUCAUUUGAUAGCAGAGACAGGCUUCAAGAACGGGAUCGAUAUGAGCAUGAUAGAGAGCGGGAGAGAGAGAGGAGAGAUACACGGCAGAGAGAAUGGGACCGAGAAGCUGAUAAAGACUGGUCACGGAACCGAGAUCGGGAGAGACUGCGGGAACGGGAGAGAGAACGAGACAAAAGGAGAGACUUGGACAGGGAAAGAGAAAGAUUAAUUCCUGAUUCUAUGGAAAGGGAGCGAGACAGAGAUAGGACUUUUGAGAAUUCUCAAAUAGAGUCUGUGAAGCGCAGUGAAGCAAAACUGGAGACUGAACAUGAAAGAGACCUAGAUGGUGGUUCCAGAGACUCUGUAGCCUUGGAUAAAGAAAGAAUGGAUAAAGACCUGGGGUCUGCACAGGGAUUCGAUGAUACUACUAAAGCUGAGCGAACAGAGAGUAUGGAAGCAGGAGAUGACGAUUCCAAGUUAGAUGAUGCACAUUCAUUAGGAUCUGGUGCUGGAGAAGGGUAUGAGCCAAUCAGUGAUGAUGAACUAGAUGAAAUUCUGGCUGGUGAUGCAGAAAAGAGAGAAGACCAGCAGGAUGAGGAGAAGAUGCCAGAUCCCUUAGAUGUGAUAGAUGUCGAUUGGUCUGGUCUUAUGCCAAAGCAUCCAAAAGAACCACGAGAGCCUGGGGCUGCACUCUUAAAAUUCACACCUGGAGCUGUUUUGCUGAGAGUUGGGAUUUCUAAAAAGUUGGCAGGUUCUGAGCUGUUUACUAAAGUCAAAGAAACAUGUCAGAGAGUUCUAGAGAAACCUAAAGAUGCAGAGAAUCUUUUUGAACAUGAACUGGGGGCUCUCAAUAUGGCUGCAUUACUACGAAAAGAAGAAAGAGCAAGUCUUCUCAGCAAUCUUGGACCCUGUUGUAAAGCCCUGUGCUUCAGGCGGGAUUCUGCAAUCCGAAAGCAGCUUGUUAAGAAUGAGAAGGGUACAGUAAAGCAAGCUUAUACAAAUGCUCCAGUGGUAGACAAUGAAUUACUGCGGUUGAGUCUUCGGUUAUUUAAGCGGAAGACUACUUGUCACGUCCCUGGACAAGAAAAGGCUGAAGAUAAUAAACUGGCACAGUCCAAUAUCCCACAGGAACUGUGUGUAUCUUAAAGACCGAAGUUCAGUAUGAUGUUUGUGGUAUUGUCUUCCUUGUACAGUGCAUUUUUUUUCAGAGCUCUUUGAUUUGAAAAAGAUUAUUAGUGACAAAGGCAGAAAAGUCUUAUCAGCCAUGUUAAGGGUGAAGAACUUUGAUCUGUAGAGACACUAGUUUUGACCAACUUAAGAUUUACAAUGAUUUUUAUACAGCAAUUGAUACUCAUGCAAAAUAAUGUGAAAGCAUCUAAAUUUAGUAGUUUAGUCUGUACCUUUUGUGAAAGCUGAAGAUUUUGGAAAUUGGUUGUCACCGCUCUUCCAGCUUGUGAAUAUUUUUUAUGAAAUGGAACCACUGAUUUAUAUUCUGGAUCAUCCUUACAGAAACUGAUUUUAUUCAGAAGCAAGGUGUUCAUCAAAGUAACUGCACACAUUGUACAGCACCAUAUUAUAUGGAACAUUCGGAAGGGAAUGUUCGUCUAGCAUAGUGUAUUUAGGCAAAUCCCCAUCAGGAGAAAUCCAGAUUUUUUUCUCCUUUUAAAAGUUCUAAAAACAUGGGUCUUUGUUUUUUUUUUUUUUAAUGUGUGUACAUUCUUACAGUGUAUAUUGGAUAUCUUUGGAUUCUGAAUGGGUUUUUUGUCUGGUUGUUCAUCAGAGACUAUGUACUAUUUUUAUUUUUAAUAAAUGUACCUCUCUUUUUCUUGUUCUUGAUUUUCUUUACCUUUAGUAACCAUAUUCCUGAUAUUCUAAAACACGCAUUAUCAUCACUAGUUUCAUACUUCAGAUGUUUUCCUGCUGUAUUCUUACUGGACAGCUGAUGGAACAGUGUAAUACAAGUUGAGAGAUACUUGAAGUACAGCUCAGUGAUUCCUGAAACAAACCAAGACUUAGCAAACCUAUUUAAUAUUGAAAUGCUACCUUUACAUUUUUCACUGCUGUAUUGCCUUUAGUUAUAUUCAACUUGCCUCCAUGUUAUACUAUGUAAUUGUUUUAAAGUUGCAGAAUAUUUUCUUUGUUCUUUGUACCCAUUUAACUUAUGAAGUAGAUUCUUUAAGCAGAUUUGAAAUUGACUACAAGCUGUACAACUUGUAAGCCAAAUAGUAAUAAAAGGAGUAGGAGAAGUAAAGGAAACCAGU
This is a messenger RNA of Dipodomys spectabilis (banner-tailed kangaroo rat), 6466 nucleotides long. RefSeq names its product zinc finger CCCH-type containing 13 (gene Zc3h13). NCBI's taxonomy places the organism in Eukaryota, Metazoa, Chordata, Mammalia, Rodentia, Heteromyidae. The record is from RefSeq and is a predicted model, not a curated record. Gene Ontology annotation, molecular function: metal ion binding. The coding region runs from base 309 to 5351 and encodes 1680 amino acids. The transcript is spliced from 20 exons. Gene Ontology annotation, cellular component: nuclear speck.